Molecule: messenger RNA, 2162 nt
Organism: Astyanax mexicanus (Mexican tetra)
Lineage: Eukaryota; Metazoa; Chordata; Actinopteri; Characiformes; Acestrorhamphidae
Product: ATPase H+/K+ transporting subunit beta
Exons: 7
Coding region: 191-1066 (291 amino acids)
Biological process (GO): potassium ion import across plasma membrane; intracellular potassium ion homeostasis; intracellular sodium ion homeostasis
Cellular component (GO): sodium:potassium-exchanging ATPase complex
Molecular function (GO): ATPase activator activity
Source: RefSeq, a predicted model, not a curated record
CCUGAAAAAUGCAUGUGCGUUGUGUCCUUAUCAUUCGGGUAUAUAAAGACAGGUCGCCAAACUGCGAGCCUGGUACGUGGAGAACGUACGUACAGAACGAACAACAAGAAAGCACCACAAAGAAAAAGAGAGACAGAGAGGAUACAAAGCUAAACACUGCAAUCUAGUACCUUUGAGACAAGGCUCAAACAUGGCUACCUUGAAGGAAAAAAGGACUUGUGGGCAAAGGUGUCAGGACUUUGGCCACUUCGUCUGGAAUUCUGAGGAUGGGACUUUUAUGGGUAGAACACCGGAAAAAUGGGUGUACAUCAGCCUGUAUUACGUGGCUUUCUACGUGGUGAUGACAUCCUUGUUUGCCCUGGCCAUCUACGUCCUCAUGUACACAAUCAACCCGUACACACCGGACUAUCAAGAUCGAUUAAAAUCUCCAGGAGUAAUGGUUUGGCCGGACACAUAUAAUGAUGAGGUGUUGGAGAUCACCUACAACAUGUCCGAAAAGCACAGCUGGAUGAAGAUGUCCGAAUGUCUGACACAUUUCCUUAAACCCUACAAUGACAGCACACAACACCACUGCAAUAUCCACAACUGCACUUCUGGCAAGUACUUCUUCCAACACAAGUUUGACGGUCCCAAACACACAAAGUGGUCCUGCCCUUUCUACCAAAGCACACUGGGUAACUGCUCAGGAAUAGACGACCCAACGUUUGGUUACAAAACCGCCCAACCGUGUGUGAUCAUCAAGAUGAACAGGGUCAUCAACUUCCUGCCAAACAAUGGAACUGGAAUGGCUCCAUAUGUGAACUGCACAGUCUUGGAAGGUCAUGAGAAUGUUCGUGGGCAUGUGUACUACCCAGCCAACGGGACAAUGGACCUUUCCUACUUUCCCUACUACGGCAAGCUGGCACAGCCCACCUACGUCAAUCCCCUGGUGGCUGUGAAAUUCGACCUCAUCAACCAGAGGCAUGCGAAGAUCCAGUGCAGAGUGAUGUCCAAGAACAUCGCUUACCAGAACAUCUAUGACCCUUACGAAGGAAAAGUGGACUUUUAUUUAACAGCACUGAGUUAGUGGCAGUGACUGCCCUCAUGCUUUUUAUUUGAUUUUGUGUUUAUAAUAUGAUUUAAAUGAAUGAAUGAAUGCUUGAAUUAAUGAAUUAAUCAGUAUGAAAUCUCUGGCUUUGAAAACAGUCUAAUUAUGGUGAACUUAUUCAUAUGGAAGCUCAUUCCCUCCGCUUAACUUUUUUUUUUUAAGUGAAUUGCCAUCUUAUUAGUUCCAGAUGCUAGAUCAUUAUUUAAGAUGCUAUUUAUUUAUGAGGCUAAGAAUUUCGAUAUAUUAAGAUAGCAUGUCAUUACUUUGAGAUACUAAGUAAUUUAAACACUAUUUUAAGAUACUAAGUUUUUGAGAUGUCAUCUUAUUUGCAGAUAGCAUUUCAAAAUAAUUAUGUAGCAUCUGAAAAUGAGAAAAAUACUCAUUAUUUUAAGAUACCACAUAACAGAUACUAUCUUAUCGUUUUAAUAUAUUCUAAUUUAAGAUAAACUAUUUUACGAUACAAAGUAAUUAAAAUAGUAUCUUAUAGCAUUUUAAAAUGCUUGGUAAUUGAGAUACACUACUUUGAGAUACUAUGUAAUUAUUCUGAGAUAUUAAGUAUAAAUGUAAUAUUAAGUAAUAUCAAAGCAACUGAGAUACUAAGUAAUUGAUAUACUUAUUGAUUUGAGAUACUCUAAUAGAGAUACUACUUAUACUGAUACUAAGUAACAGAGAAUAUCUUGUAAUUUUGAGAUGCUCUACUUAGAUGUACUAAGUAAUUAUUUUGAGAAUUUUGAGAUGCUACAUAAAUGAGAUUCUCCAUUUUGAUAUACUACGUAAUUAUUUAGAGAUAUUGAGAAAUUAAGAUGAGCUCAUUAUUUUAAGAUGCUUAGUAUUUAUUUUAAGAUACUAUCUUUAUUUUGCGAUGCUAUAUCAUUAUAGGAGAUUCUAAGUCAACUUUAAUAUGCACAUAAUAAAUUCACCAAACAAAUGGCGGAAACUAAUUUAAGCAUCAGGAAUGGUCUUCCAUAUAUUCUCUGCCUUUUAUUCAGUGAUAUGUUUGUAUUUUCUGUUUCUAGAUGUACAUUGAUCAUUUAAAAUGUGUUCAAUUAAUAAAGGCAUUUUUAACAAUAAUGAA